Messenger RNA from Bactrocera dorsalis (oriental fruit fly), 7379 nucleotides. Its product is annotated as RNA polymerase II elongation factor Ell-like. The record is from RefSeq and is a predicted model, not a curated record. Gene Ontology annotation, molecular function: cis-regulatory region sequence-specific DNA binding. The transcript has a single exon. Gene Ontology annotation, biological process: transcription elongation by RNA polymerase II; positive regulation of transcription elongation by RNA polymerase II; snRNA transcription by RNA polymerase II. Lineage: Eukaryota; Metazoa; Arthropoda; Insecta; Diptera; Tephritidae. Gene Ontology annotation, cellular component: transcription elongation factor complex. Bases 5613 to 6872 code for a protein of 419 amino acids.
UUUGAGGGGCUCGUUAGAAGGGGCAAUGAGGAAACUGUAUUUCCCUUACUAUCGCGUUUAUGAGAGGAUUUACCAUUACGUUUCGACGAAGCGCUGCCAUGUCUAUUGUGUUCAGAUCUCAUAUCCACCUUUGCUGGUUUGCUCACCGGUCGUACAAAAUCAGUUUCGUUAGUUUUAGCAUUAAGCACACCUUUGCUACUUUCUGUAACACCGAUUGCCGGCAAUUCAGGGCACGCCUUAUUGCGAUCAUUGUUGUGUGCCAUAUGCUGCGCCGAUAAAGUCGCCACCGGUUUCUUCACUUUGCGACCGAUCUCACUUUUACUGGGUUUGAUCACUUUUGUGCAUUUGCUGCGCUCCGACUCUUCCGACAUAGCCAUUUUGGUGCGUGUUUCAGCAAAAACAUCUUCGUUAGCAUGAAUACGCAUGCUGUGAGUAAUGGUACCGAGACUGUUGAGACCUUCGGCGGUCUGUUGUACGGCCUCCAUCGAUCCUUGAACAGCAUCCAAUGAGAACCCAAAAUUGACGCCCGCUUCAUUGCCAAAUGUGGGUAUGCUGAUUAUACCGGUAUUACCGUUCAUUUUCAUUUUUGGAUUCUGCUCGUUCGUCAAGUGAUUUGCCUUUGAAUAUUGUUGAUACUCUUCGAUGGCGCGGUAAGCCGAAUCGGUCAACUUUACUCUAAUAUACACCUUCGAAUCGUCCUUGUUAUAAUCUUGAGUCAUCUCGUAGUCACCGGCAUUAAAUGUUACUGGACAGUCUGACAUGUUGCUCGUGUAUCGUUCUAAGAAAUAUUUAAUAUUACGUCUUGCUUUGCCGAAUCACUGUGGGCUUCUAUCACGUUUCUCAGCCCUCACUUCCUUUUAUAUGCGUUAGACAUUGUUGUUGUGCAUAACUCUACCUGCAUCUAACUCCAAGGACAUGUGUUUACUUCUUGCCUUUGUCUACCUUUAAGCCGAGCUUACACGAAGUUUGCUUAGCUAAGUGUAUCUCUACAUUUACAUACAUACAUACAUUUUUGUGUAACUGAUUUCAGCCACUUGUUGUCUUUGUUGCAUCUGCAAUUUCUUUUUAUAAACGCCGAAGAAAGAACCUCGCAAAUAGACAAGACACAACCUUCGUUAAGACAUCUUUUCGAUUGUGGCUAAAGAUUUUAAUGAUUUCUCCAGAACUACUUUGGUUUACAAAAUUUCUUAUAGUUUUUUAAUUAACUUCUCUGCUUCAAUCCAACUAAGUGUUCAAAUACUCUACUCAGUUUCUAAGCAAUGAUCAUUUCAAUGCAAUGUUUUGAAAUCCAGCAAACCCAGACGUUUCUCUUGAAGAAAUAAAUCCAAAAAAAGGCUGUGAAGAGUUUCUCAUAGAAGACAGUUGCGAGUGUAAGUACAAGAACCCCAGCAUUUGGCUUGAGAUCGCGUGGCUUAGAAAGAGCGUCAAGCGAGCUUACUUACACUCUGGGCUUCGUUCAUUCUUAUUUGAAGUGGGAGUGACAAAAACGCCUUCCAAAAAUAUGAACUACCAUUAUCAUUGUGGGGUUUUAAUCAUUACAACACUAUAAAACGCAUUCAAUACGAAAAAUGAACUUCGUGGUCCAAAGUUGGAGUGCCUACGAGUAAAUUAUGUAGACGUUAUUGUUAUAUUAUAAGGGGGAAAUCCGCUAACAAACAAAUUACCUGUCAUCGUGUCACGUGUUCGACAAACGAACGGUCGCUGUACGAUAUAGGUAGGUGUUUCCCAAAAGUGAAGCAUAUAAAACAAAAAGUAGCUGUUAUUUUAUAUUUGAAAGAAUACUUAACAAAAAGUAUAUAGUAAAUAUAUUUUUUUGUAUUUGAUGGUGGAAAACAAUUUAAAAUUCUAAAGACUUAUAUUUGAAGGGCGUGGAGCAAAGAGUUUUUAGCACAAAGAGUACUGCCAUACAUUGCCUAAUCCCUUGCAUCAUUUUUAAAGCAAAUAACAAACUCUCACAUGUACACAAAUAAUACAGGGGUGUUACUGCUAAACUAUAUGUAGAACUUUCUAGAAUGAGAAACUGGCGAAAUCUUCAAUAUCUGUGGUAGCGGCUGAACGUUCAUAGCGAUAUUUUUCUAGUUCCAACUUCUGGGUCAUAUUUAUACCAACGGCUGUGCAAUUCUCAGUAAUAAUUUUAGGAAUAUUAGAUCGUCUGCGAACCUGCUCAAUCUAGAGAUAGAUUUCACCAGUCUUUUUCUUCGAAUAUGAAAAGCAUUUAUUUAGAAAUGUAUAGCGAGUCAUUAUACGCAUUCCAUUCUUCAUUCAUUUCGAUCUAUUGCGCACUAAAUUUGGUAGUUAUGAGGAGAAACCAUUGGUAUUUCGGUAGCUACAAGUAUUAUGAGCGCAAGCCAUACAAAAAACUUGCGUUUAAAGCAACUUUUGAGAAAGUUAUGUCGAAAAUUAUAUCAAUACUGAAAAAAUGUAUAUAGUACCUAGUUAUUCUAAGUUAUGUUAGGUUAAAUGGCUGAUCUAGAGAGAUCGAACUUGAACUAAUAUGUACACCUUUGAAAAAAAUAACUUCAACCAACUUAUAAAUUAACAAAACGCUUUAUGCAAAUCAAAUUUGCACAGGCGUUUAAUUUCCAUACCCGCCAGUUUUGUGAGUUGUCAGAAGGUCUACGCAUCCAAGGGUUUAAUGCGAGACAGUCAAGAUGGAAGUUUUUGAAUGUUUUCACCUCGUCUUCUUCCAUACAGCUUCUGCGGAUGACAAGAUUCCCAGCCUUACAGCAUAGACGCCAAUAGGGAAAUUGUCAGUUUAAACCGUUGCAACUAGGGAGAGGCUAGCCUACUCUAACUAUUUAGUUCAAAAAAUGGAUUAGUAUACCCUAUUGUAUUUCAGUUUUAUGUUACAAAUUAAUUGGAGUACGCAAAAAUUAAUAAUAGAUGAGCAUGUUUUCCGAGUUGACUAACAUUAAGCAUUACGAAAGCCCAGCGAAUUCUUUCUUAUCUAGAACAUAAAUAUGUAUACACUUAAAAGGCAAUAAAGUUGUCAGCUUCCUAAUGUCGAAAGCAUAAUCCAAAUCUUUCCGACAGAUAUAGAUGAAAGUAUUCAACGCGUCAUUUGAGGGAACUUCCCAUUUAUAAGCGCUGUUAACUUCCUGGUAGAUCAAAAACAAACUUCAAGUUUAAAAAAGUCUACCAUAUAAAUAUAUUUUCAGUAGAAAGUAAAGAGAUUCAAAACACACAAAGUAAUACAAAGCCUUCUAGCGAGCCAUGUUUGGAGCAAUACCAAUAUAUGAAGUUCAGGAAACUUUUGUAUGCAUCCAUCACGAAAACCCACAAAAAAUUACUAAAUUUUUUUCUGGUGGGCGGGAUCAAAUAUACAAUAUUUUCAUAAAAAAUAGAUAGAUUAACAGUUCGGGCAACUCAUUAUUUGGCAUUGGUUCCCAGGUAGACGUGUUUUUGAAAAGGUGUUUUUUAAUAAAAUCCUUUUUUAUCAGUUGAAAGGCAUCAUUACUGAUGAAUUUUAUUAAGAAAUUUUAAUAAUACAAGAUUCAGGAAGUUUUGGUAGCAUCCAUCAAUUUGCUUUUAUAAUAAAAAUCUUUACUUACUAACAAAAAGAAACGUUCCAGAAAAAUUAGCAACAACAACGUUCGGCUUUUCAAAGCAUUCUACAACACUAUAAAAAACGAUUUCACACGAAAAGCGAAGUCUCGCGGCCGAAGUUCGGCACGGUGAAACAAGGCAGUUAUGUAACUGCCAUUGUUUCGUGUGGCCUAGAAACGAAGGUUUUCUUAGGAAAAGGUAUUGUUAUGCUGCAAUAUUGUAAACAUAAAUGUGUUGUUGGUUUUAGGUUGUUUUUUUUUUAACAGAUUGUGGGCGUAAAUUCUAGAAAUCCCUUAAUUGUUUUGUUUUUCCGUUUUUUCCUUUGUAUGUAGAUUAUGAGGAAGACAUGUGUAUAUUUUUUCCACAUGUUGCUACAGAGGAUAUUAGUUUUGUGUAUCUAACUAUUGUUUGUAUCACAUUAAACUAAUCGAGAUAGAUAUCGUGUUAUACAUAUUUAGUGAUCAUAUAUAAUGAUUAUAUAUAUAUUAAUAAUCAAGCGGAUGAGACGCGUUAAACUAGGAACUAUCUGUCCGUCUGUAUAUAUAUAAGUCAUAUUCCAAAACGCUAAAGAUAAAGUUAACAAACUUACUGAUGAGCAAAAAGCUUUUCUUACUCCGCCCUAGAUAUUUCUUAAAAGCUAUGAAAGGUUGAUGCUAACAAAAAAACCAUUACCUCUUAUUGCUGAAGGGGUUUCAUGGGUUUCCUCGAGUAAAAAACAGCAUUUUUCCAACAAAUUCACAUAUGAAAAAUUAAAUACUUUAUUAGAAUUUUUUAUUUUUACAACUAUACACUUAGUAUUAACAAAGAAAUUUUGAAAUUAUGAGAAAGAAAUAUUUAAACUCGGUCAUUGCGACGCCAUUUCCGGUGACACCUCCGAAGAAAGAUGCGCUUAUGUUGGCAGGAUAACUCCUUGUAGGUUCAUCUAACGUGAAAAAAUACGUGUUCUAUUUAAAACUUUAAUAUAAAAUUCGGACGAAGGUAAAAACACUAAAAAAUUAGAUUUUUGACAGACAUUUUUACCAAAAAAAAAAAUAAAAUUUCGCAUUUUUUUUUUUGUUUUAAGCAAUAAUCGAAAAAAAACCUUCAUCCAAGUCUUUAAGAAUGGUAUCUCAAAUACCUGUGUAAAAUUCAUGUAGCUUUUGGAGUUUUCGAGAUAUUUUGCCAACCAACUUCAAAAACACAGUUUCAAGUUAUUAAAAACGGCGCACUAGUUCUCAAGGCUGUGCUUUCGAAACUAUUCCUCAGAUGAACUUCAAAAUUGAGGACAACAUUUUAGAGGUUUUGUAAAAUGUAAUAAGACUUCGAUUUUUUGAAACCCGUAAACCCAUGUAACCCCUUACUUAAGAAUAUGGAAUAGAAUUUUCAGAGUAUGUGCGGUAAGUUGAACCUGAUAAAGCUUUAAAGGCAUCAAAUUUCUUUGAGUAGCCAGGAAAAUAAUGCGGGUUAUCUGCCAAGGCUUUUUCAAAACUAGAACUUUCUUAUUUUUGAAAUGGCAGAAAAUAGUGCACAAAAAUAUGAGCUUUGAUACUUUGGAAUAUUACUCAUGCAAUAACACAAAAUUAAGCUCCCUUUGGUUUUCAAACAAAUAGAUAAAGUAGUAAAGUAAUUUAAAAUGAACGUACCAUGCAUGCUACCUGAGGCAAAUUUCUCGAAAACCACACAAAAAAUAACCUGCUUUAUUUUUUUUUUUUUUGGUAGGUGGGUUCACUUAGUGCAAGAUUUUCAUAAAAAGGAUUACGUGAUAGAUUAACGGUUCGGGCAGAAUACGUUAAUUGUUAUUGCUUCAAAGGUAGGCGGGUUUCAAAAAUAAUGUAUUUUUUUAAUUUAAUCCCUUUUUGCCAGGUGCAAGGCACCAUGUUGAGCCAGUUUUAUGUUGCUGAUGAAUUUUGUGAAGAAAUAAAGUAUAGCAAGUUUUUACAAAUAUAAGCGAAAAGCAGCUACAGGAAGACAGAGAAACACUUGCGACACUUUGCUAUAAAAACAGGUGUUAUGUUGCAACGCUUAGUAGUAGAGAAGAGUUAAGAGUCGCAGCAACACCUAAAAUUCUAACAUCUGGAAAUAGCAAAAUGAACAUGGCAUCCAAAACACAUAAGAUCAGCAGCUAUGCACGCGCCGGCGGCAGUGAGUUAUUUCUCAAAGAAAGGCAAAGACCCAACAUGAAUCGAGGAGGAGCUGCUUCAGCAAAAAUACCAAAUAUUACGUCACGUAAAAUACGUGAACGAUUGGUUCAUUUGCUGGCAUUUAAGGCCUACACAAGAAUCGAAUUAAAUGAAAUCUUGAAGCGAGAGGGUUCACAGGAAUGUGAGCGUCGAGUAAUGACUACUGUGCUUAAAGACAUAGCGCAGCUACGACAUAACACGUACAGUUUGCGUCCACGGAUGUGGAAGGAAGUGGACGAAAACUGGCCGUAUGUGACGAAAGAAGAGCAGCAGCAACUCAAGUGGUUCAAAGAGCAGAAUUCACGACCGCCAAAUAGUUCGGACGAAGUGACCUCCGUUUCCAGCUGCAGUCCACCACAAUUGGAAGAAAGCGAUCGGCUAAGAGCAGGUGACACGCUGAAGCGCCCCUGUGAGAAUAACUAUGUACCACAACCGACAAAGCAGAGGAAAACAGAGCAUACAAUCGACAAUAAAUGUUUGGAUAAAGAGGACACGUACGCCAAACAGCCUGCAAUUCACGCGCCCGCCAGCACAAAUGCCGCACAACUCGACAACUACGACUUCAGUGACUACACGGAGAUCACAAAUGGGGCGCAGCGUCAGCAGUAUAAGGCUGCAUUUGAUCGAGACUAUGAAGAAUACAUAAUACUCUUUCAGCAGAUCGGUGAGUUGGAACGCAGUUUCGGCGAACUUGGCGGUAUGUAUCUAACGGCGUUAAGUAACGGUUCCGACCGCCAGAGCAUUACUAAGCGCAUUGUGGCCUCCCAUAACAUCAUCUCUAGCCAGGAGGGUUGUAUGCGCCAGCAGCGUCGCGAUUACUUACACGCAAAACUAGCACAUAUCAAAAACCUUAUAACGGUCUAUGAUAGCAAAUGUGCAAAAGAGGUAGCACUGGCAAUGCCUAAGCAACAUGAGUUGAUGCAAGAGCGUGUGAACGCUGAAAUAGUGGCCUCUACUAUGCAGUUCCCACCCGCGAAAAACGAAGGAGUUUCCGAUUUUCUGGGCACCGAUUUGGCCAAAAUAGCUGAACCCGACGAAAAUCCGAUCAUAAACGGCUACGCGACAACAGCCACUACUAUGCAAUUUCCACCCGCAAAGAACGCAGACAUUUUAGAUUUUCUAGGCACCGAUUUGGCGCUGUCGGAGAGCGACAGUGAUGAUGAUUGAGAUUGUAGUAAUAAUAGAUAUAUAUAUGUAAACAAUGUUUAAAUUUUUUAUGGAUAUAAUAUAGAUUAUGUAUAGAUCAUAAAAUAUUGUCCAUAUUUUUUAAAACUUUUCAUUAAAACAAGUAAAAUUCCUUAUCAAAGUGUGUUUUUUGUUUGACACACUCCUGGUUGUCGCUGGGCUGCCUUUCUAACUGAUCCGAGCAGGCUAAGAACUAAUCGACUUUGAAGAUAAUUCGAAGGCCUUGCAAUGCCCUUAAAUUUUGCAUAAAUCCAUCUUUCAAGAGGGUUGGUUGCAGCAUUAUCAGUAACCGAAGAUUGGUUAACUUCUUUACGGUGAGUUCUAUUAAAACCAUUCAGUCCAAAAACUACAGGGGUUUCUAAUAAAAGUGAUAUGAUUUAAAGAAAUUCAAAUGUUUUUAUUUAAUGUGAAUCGAUAUAUAAUUAAGUUCCGAGUAUAACAUUAUUCAAAUGGCUUUCACGACUUCUUUUGCAGGGUCGAAUUUGAAAA